Molecule: messenger RNA, 3802 nt
Organism: Salpingoeca rosetta
Lineage: Eukaryota; Choanoflagellata; Craspedida; Salpingoecidae
Exons: 6
Coding region: 387-3371 (994 amino acids)
Source: RefSeq, a predicted model, not a curated record
ACUUGGUUUGGCUGUUGCGAAUCGCUUCCAGAAGCACCACGCCAACUUUCCGGCUCCUCCUUCCUCAUUCCCUCACCUGACUUGACUGUGCUCAGCACUCCGUUUGUCGUCAUCAUCCCCCUUCCCCACACACUCGCACAACAGCAAGCAGGGCGCUGGGGGCAAGCGGAGAACCAGGAUCGUUCCCUUUGGGUGGGCUGGUGUUUGCUCCACCAGCGUUGCAUGAGCUGGCUUCCCUCCUUCUCCCCAUCAUCUGUAUUUAUUAUCGGUACGAGGAUCAACCUCAGGCACAGCACACAAGAAGAACUGUUGCUGCGCCCCUUUUGCUCCGGCGAUCUCGCGCUGUCAAGUGUCCAGCGCAACAGCAAUCCAACAGGACCGGCGACAUGCGCCCCGGUUCGCGUUUUGCGUGUGCUGUGAUGGCGGUGGCAUGCACCCUCGCUUGCUGCACGUUCCUCCCUUCUGUUGAAGGGGGAAGCCUUCGUGUGGUGUUGGAGCGCGUGAUUCAGCGUGAAAACGCAAGUGUGGAGGCAGCAGUGUCAGGGCAGCAGGACACAUACACCUUCUUUGCAGCUUCGAAUGAUGAUCCCCCACAGCAAUUUACGUGGGCCACAGGCAUCAAGCCAGAGGAUGCAGUGUCAUUGCGAAUCAGGGAUAGCUCGACGCAACCAGCAGCACAGGCCACGGCGCAGGCAUCGCCACCGCGGCUGUGGUCCAUCACUGUGCCCGACUGGAACGAAACCGUCAACCUCCGGCUUCACUACACACCAUAUAACCCGUGCUCGAACGCGUCCGCGACGCCGUGCACCACGCCACCAAACACGACGUGUGUGUUUGAGGGCGUGGACGGCGCGUACGCAUGUCAGCCACCGUCACCUCUCACGGACACCAACAACAACGGCACCAACAACAACCCUGACCCAUCAUCACCACCAUCAUCAUCAUCGUCGUCGUCGUCGUCGUCGGUGUCUGCGUCGGGGGCCGUGACGCCGAGCACGGCUGCGCUGACGCCUGUUGACCUCAACUACGAGACGCUCACGGAAGACCAGCCGCGGUUGGAGACCCAGACCAUCAUCAUUGUUGGCUUCAUCUCCAUCCUCAUCGCCGUGCCGCUGGUGGUGGUCUUCCUCCUCCUGCGCAGCCGCAAACUGGACAAUGCCGCCCGCUCCCGCUCGUCGUCGCGUGCACGCCACCGACGCCGCUCACAGGGCAGCGGCAGCUCCGACAUGCGCACGCGCCGCAACGCCGUGUCCACCCACAUCACUCCGACACCCUCCACCGUCCGCGCGACACACAAACGCGCAGGCAGCAUCCUCGCGCCCCUCAUCCCACGCGGCGCUGGCAGGGGUGGGGGCGGCCCAACGCAGGGGGAGCAGCUCGCCGCGAGUGACGUUGGCAGCGCAGAUAUGAGCACGGCGUCGGUUGCGUCGCCGCUGCCACCAAUGGUGCACGUGCGAGACAUGCACGCGGACCCGAAGAGCCACGAGUACAAGGAGUAUGUUCGCAUGCAGAAGCGCAUCAACAGCCGCCGACACGACCCGGAUGGUGAUGGUGACGGCGACAGCGGCGGUGUUAAGGACGAGUACAGGGACAUCUACGUUGCUGAUGCGUAUCAUCGCAGUGACGGCCCCAGCAGCAGCGGGAACAGCAAGAGCAACAGCGGGCGUGCAAGCAGCUCGGCAGCAACAGCAGGGAUCGGUGAUGCGCUGCUCUCGCUUGUUGAUCCGCCCAGCCCUGGGUCAACCACAAGCAUGGACGCGGCACUCGACACAAUCAACUCGCCACUGCCGCGCCGCCUGGACGACAUGGAUGAGGUCAUCAUCUCCAUGCAAGGACAGGAGCGGACGCACAGUCCGAUGACUGCACCCUCGGACCAGCUGCUCACGUCACCGCCCCCGCAGCACCAGCCCCGAGGCAGCAACGCGCGCAGGGGCACGCAGCCCUUGCGAAGACAGAGCAACCCAACAACAGCAACGGCAGGAGCUGCUGCAACGGGCGUGGUCCAGGCAGGGGUCGCGUCGACGUCAUCAAGGACCGCACCACCGCGGCGGUCAUCAUCCCCACCCACACUCAUUUCGCGUCGUCCCACGUCGCAUGAUGCCACGACUGUCGCCCCAAAUCGCCCCACCGCAACCACCAACAGCAACACCAGCAGCACUAGCAACACCAACACCAACCCCAACACCAACAUUAACAGCAGCAAUGAGGACAAUGAGGAUGACGUUGCGCAUGAGGACGGAGUGACAUCGGGGAGUCUGCUUGACCACUCGCCACCACCAGCGCUGUCCGCGCGGCGGCAGUACCCGGUCACCAACAGCGGCGACCGCCCUGCGCACCCAGCACGGGAGCAGGUCGAGGAUGGUGAUGGCGAUGAUGGAGGGGUGGUGCCGGCGUCGUCUUUGGCCGUCGCUGACACGGCGCAACCGCAACAACAGCAGAAGCAGCAGAAGCAACAGCAGAAGCAGCAGAAGCAGAAGCAACAGCAGCGGCAAGAGGAGCCGGCUUCCCCAUCACAGCUGCAGUCUUCCCUGAUGCAGGCGCUGACACGCGCGCAGAUGCGACGCGUGGAGGUGAGCGGGAGCAAGCUAACGCCACGCGCGGGGCGGCACCGCAGCCCGAGCAAGCGAACAGCACCGCAGCGACGGCAGUCCACCACAGCUGUUGUUAGCGGUGAUGGGGACAGGUCGUCCGUGGCCUCAUCGUCGUCAUCAUCGUCAUCAUCAUCAUCCUCAUCGGCUGCCACAGCUGCAAAGGCAAAGGCAAGGGCAGCGAUUGCUGCAGCAACAACGGCCAGACCUGCUGCGACCAAGGCCAACAUGCGUGUGCUGACAAGCGAGCGGGUGCGUUCUGCCUCUGAUCCGCUGUCGCCGGGAAAGCGAACACGCCCAGCUGCGGCCUCGUCGUCGUCAUCACGAAGACAGGACAGACCACGCGGCACGCCACGCAAGCUGCCCACGCCGACCAGGCUCAACACCAGCAGCACCAGCAACAACAGCGCGCGUGCGGCCAAGGGUGGAGAUGGUGGGGGCGAUGGUUGUGAGCAGAGCGUGCUGUCAACCUCGCGUGGUGAGGCAGGGGCGAGCGCAGCAGACGGUGUGGCGACAACCACUGGCGGGGAGGGCGGGCGCCCAAAGCUGAGCCCCAUUGGCACCGUGUUCCGCUGCAAAGACGCGGGUGUGCGGCUGGUGAUUGAGGAGCCGUCUGAGAGCGUCCUGCGCACGUCGUCGAUGCUGUCACGCCACCGCCGCGCCACGAUGGACACGGCGCAGCUCGCCCACCACCACCGCCCUCACCACCACGGUGAUGUCGACGGUGGUGACCAGGGUGGUGACGACUUGCACUCGGGAUCAGACAGCGAGAUUGACCUGUAGCAACAGUUGUUUUGGUUUCCUUUUGGGUGGUAGUGGUGUGUGUGACUGUGAGAGAGAGUGUGUGUGUGAGUGAGUGUGUGAGUGUGUGAGUGAGUGUGUGAGUGUGUGUGAGUGAGUGAGAGAGUGUGUGAUUGUGUGUGUGUGUGUGUGUGGCUUGGUAGCGGGCAUAGGUGAUUGACACCGUAAUUGAUAUCCUACAUGAUGUGACAUGUAUGUGUAUGUGUAUGUGUAUGUGUAUGUAGUUGUCUCGCUCUUGUUGCUUGUGCUGAGGAUGUGCAGUGUUGCACCUGCAAGGGGUCAUCUCACACCACCCUCGCUUCUUCUUCCUUCCUUGUCGAUUCUUUUGAUUAACUUUUUUUUUUCCACCACACAGACACACACACACAGACACAGAGACACAGAGACACAGACACAGACACAGACACAGACAC